Molecule: messenger RNA, 297 nt
Organism: Pieris macdunnoughi
Lineage: Eukaryota; Metazoa; Arthropoda; Insecta; Lepidoptera; Pieridae
Source: the annotation of a GenBank genome assembly
AUGUCGCAAGAAGUUCAGUUCAUAAAAAUAACUUAUAUAUAUGCAUAUAUGUAUAUAUUUAUAACUGUCGACUUGAAAGGCAGACAAAUUCGAAGCGAUUACAAAUGUGGACAAUGUGUUACGGAAAGUGAGUCGGCGAAAAUGGGGGACACAUUACAAGAAAAAGUCGUGAGAUAUGGACAAGAAUCGGUACCGAAUCGAGGCAGACACGAGAUGGGAAAAGAUGAAGAUGUAGGCAGGUCAGGGGAUGGAAUGACCUGGAAGCCUCAGGAUGCAGAAUCAUUAUGGCCAGAAUAA